This is a messenger RNA of Anisakis simplex (herring worm), 1161 nucleotides long. Lineage: Eukaryota; Metazoa; Nematoda; Chromadorea; Rhabditida; Anisakidae. The record is from the annotation of a GenBank genome assembly.
AGAUCGUAUUUUUGUUUCAAGUUGAAUUCUCGUUUCCAACACAUUACUAAUUUCAGAAACAAUUCUAUGGAACUAUUGGAUUCAAUAUCUGAAGUUCAUAUUGCGAUGAAUUUAUUUCUGAAUAACAAAUUUCAGACGGCUGAGGAUCGUUUGGCUGCGUUAACAAAGCUUAAUAUAGUUGAAUUCCUUAAAUUUUCAUUUGCACCAGCAAUGGUUUAGUGUCAAAAAAAUAUGUAUCAUGCACUUGGCUACAGCGCAGUUGUAUGUGUAAGAGCGAUCAUGACAUGUGAUAGGCACGAUUUGGAGAGAGCGAUGCAAGUUUCCAAAGACACCACAGCUGUUAUCGAUACAUUCCGUGCGAAGUUCUCGAUCGCAGAAUCGUUGCACAGACUCAGUGGACAAAUGAAGACACUGACCGACCAGGUGGUUGGAUUCUCCGGAGAUCUGCGAAAACAAUUGCAGACAGUUGGAAUAAGUGAAUCAAUGAAUGGAACUUUACGUGCAACGUUGUGCUCGAUGGUUCUAUUAUCGUGGCAUUUAUUAGCAGACUUCGUUGUUGGUUCUGCUAAUGCGGAUAUUAAUAUUUGCAAGCAGCUUUCGUCAUCGCUUAUCAAUAGCUAUCCAGAGUCAAAAUGUGUUUACACUUAUUUAGUUACUAUUCUUAUCAAUACACAGCUGAAUUCAGCAGGAAUAACAGAAACAGUUGAAAAUUUGCUGAGGAGGGUGCCUGAGUUAAGAAUACGUAUUGCUGGUAAAUUGCUACCAGUUGAGAAAUUUUGCGCAAUUAAAUCGAAUCGAUUCCUUCGAAACGGCUCAACUUUCCUUGCGCACUAUGAAUUUUUAUAUUUCUGGAAUGGAUUCACAAUAAUAUCAACGAAUUCUAUGUUGAUGGAGUCAACACUAAAAGAUAUUGAUGCGAUAUGGCAACGAUUGAAGGAAGAUAAUGGUUUGCUGUUUUGUGAAAAAAACCUUAAUGAUCACAGCUAUUUGGUUCCAUAUGCAUUGUUCGAGUUGGCGCAACUGCGAACGGAUGAAGGGAAAAAUGAGGAUGCAAAGAAACUACUGAAAAGAGCACGAACUUAUCGAGGAUAUUUGUUGGAGACACGACUAAAUUUCAGAAUCCGGAGUGUAAGCGGAACACUUGGUGUAAGACACCGUUAA